GCAGAACUUUAACACCAUCUAGCGGUUAAUUUAUACACAAACUUUUAAUUCAAUCCAAUAUGUCAAUAAGAAGUUGUGAUACUUUGUUUUUGUUCAGAAACUUUGUCAGCAAGAAAUCGUGUACGUUAGCGAGUGGCGGAUAAAGUGACAUCUUUGUCCGACGUCCUGCGCAGUCCCGGCGGUUUCCACCGUGCCGAGCCUGAGAGGGAAACUUACCGACAUGGACAGCGGCAGAAAGAAGGUGGUGUUUAAGUGGAUCCGAACAGCAGUAAGCACAAGCACACCAUCUCCAUGGAAUAUGUCACCGAAUGAAGAUUCAACAACUCUGCCCCUCAGCAACUCUCCAGGACCUGAAGGCCUUGGAGCACUGAGUCUGGAUACCCCUAAGAGAAAAGCGCUGGUGCUUGAUGAAAGCACGCCCUCUUCAGGCAAACUAAAACUAAGGAAGCUUUCCAGGAAAAAUUUUGAGCAAUUCAAAACGUCAGAGGAGAAACCUUUGGACAGCUCACCCAGGCAGCUUGAAUUCACAGCGAGCCAGCAAGUAUCAUCACCUUCACCUCACUCUUUUGCCUUGAAAAAAAAAGAGAGGACACCCGAAGAGGGGUCGAAGGCUAUCUACAGACGGGCUCUGAUUGCAGCCAUUGGCAGCACAGGAAUAACCGGCAGCCCCACAGAUAUUCCGAGGACCAGACUGUCUCUGCCAUCUGUGUCUUCACCAGGGAAGACUGAAACAGCCAGUCCAGUGUCGCUUGACAGAAUGGUCACAAACAUAAAGUGUUCCUCAAUCGAAGCGGGGAAUAUAUCCGAGGACAGCGGCACUUUACAGGAAGAACACUGGGAACAUGGCACAGUCCAUCAAGACCAGUGGUGCUCUCUUCAGACGUUUGAGGACAUUGAAGACCACAGUGAUGACUCUCAGCUAAGAACAGACGGAAGAAGUGUUGUGCUAAAAGGACAAGAUUCGCCUAAGAACUUUGUUGCUCUGGACUUUAUUGAAACAACCUCUCAAGAAAAUGGACAGGAAGCCAGGGACUGUGACUUGUCUCUCCCUGACCUGGAGUAUAUCCCAGAGUCUCCGUGUUGUUUCAUGACCCCUCACAGAGGCUCUUUUGACAGCCAACACUGGGAAAGUCCUUUAGUGAAUAAAGAGGCUACUACUCCCUCUGUUACCUUCUCAUCGCCUACUAAAACCACUGGACCCGUCCAGGAAGCUGCUGAGAACUUGGAGAUGCCUUUCUCAUCACCACAGAGGACAGUUUUUGUUUCAGUCAAGCAGCCCCACUCAUCAAACACAGCCCCUUCAAAGGGUUCCAAGGUUGAGACUGAGAGUUUCCACUCCCCCAACAUUAAGACCUAUUUAUCGGAUCCCUUUUCUCUGCCACUUCGCUCAAAAAGAGGAGUAUUGGACACUCACUUGAACCCGAGGGCCCCACGCAGGCGGUCAGACGCUGGCUCUUCCAUGCGUCGCCUCCCCUCCAACUUAACUCACAGUGGCACUCCUAAAAGGAGAUUAUCCCUGGGGGCAGAGCCUAUGUGGAGCAGUUAUCCCAAACAUGACAGUGAUGUUGGAUUCAUAGACUCGCACUGCCACAUAGACAUGCUCUAUGGAAAGCUCGGCUUCUGCGGGACAUUCAACAGCUUUCGAAGGCAGUACAGAAGCAGCUUUCCUCCAGAGUUUAGAGGCUGUAUCACCAACUUCUGCAACCCGAGGAUCAUGGUGAAGGAGGCCUUGUGGGAAGGUCUGCUGGCUGAAGACAUGGUAUGGGGGGCGUUUGGGUGCCACCCCCACUUUGCCAAAGACUACUCAAGUGUCCAUGAACGCGAUAUACUGAUGGCCAUGCGGCAUCCUAAAGCUGUGGCAUUUGGUGAGAUGGGCCUGGACUACUCCCACAAGAACUCCACAGACACCCACAGGCAAAAAGAGGUGUUCGAGCGUCAGCUGCGUUUGGCUGUGGCCAUGCAGAAGCCUCUGGUGAUCCACUGUCGGGACGCAGAUGAUGACCUGCUGGCAAUCAUGAAGAAGUGUGUCCCAAGAGAUUACAAAAUCCACAGGCACUGCUUCACCAGCAGUUAUCCAGUCAUUGAGCCUUUCCUGACAGAGUUCCCCAACUUGUACGUGGGUUUCACAGCCCUCAUCACCUACCAAAGGGCCACCGAGGCCAGAGACGCUAUCUGCCAGAUCCCACUGGAUCGCAUCGUGUUGGAGACAGAUGCACCAUAUUUCCUGCCAAGACGGGUGAAGAAAGACGUCUGCAAGUUUUCACAUCCUGGAAUGGGCAUCCACACGCUGCGAGAGCUGAGCCUUCUGACGGGGAAGGACAUGGCCACGGUCCUCAGCACCGUCCGAAACAACACCCUUCAGCUCUACGGCGUAUGAUCUUCAGAGACGAUUUCUCAGUCGUAGUAGAGAUGCAGGAAAAUGGAGGAGCAGUUUCUUUUUAUCUGAAAGACUCAAACAAAUAAAAGGCAAAAAAGCAAUGACUGUGUGAUAGAAAUACGGUAUAUUAUUGUUUGUCUGAUUCUGUUUGACUUCAUUGUUCAUCAUAGACAUUAAUUUCUAAGCAUUUUGGUCGUUGUAGUUUGUGGUUUUUGUUGUUUUUGUUGUUUUUGCUGUAUUGACGUAAUGUGACACCUCUUGUUAGAAUUUCCUUGGAUGUUUGUCUUGUCCGGCCACUGUCAAGUUUGAUUUGGUUUGAUGCAGUGGUGACGUAUUAAAGGCACUUAAUCCUGA
Messenger RNA from Plectropomus leopardus (leopard coralgrouper), 2731 nucleotides. It is a transcript of the gene tatdn2, whose product is annotated as TatD DNase domain containing 2. Gene Ontology annotation, molecular function: hydrolase activity, acting on ester bonds. The record is from RefSeq and is a predicted model, not a curated record. Lineage: Eukaryota; Metazoa; Chordata; Actinopteri; Perciformes; Serranidae.